Molecule: messenger RNA, 1404 nt
Organism: Neltuma alba
Lineage: Eukaryota; Viridiplantae; Streptophyta; Magnoliopsida; Fabales; Fabaceae
Product: pre-mRNA-splicing factor ISY1 homolog
Exons: 1
Coding region: 154-1071 (305 amino acids)
Biological process (GO): generation of catalytic spliceosome for second transesterification step
Source: RefSeq, a predicted model, not a curated record
UUGCCCGGUAUAGGGUUGGGAUUUUGGAGAUUGAUUUGGGAAUUGGAAUACUCGAAGAAGGUACAGUAGGAGAGGAGAGCCCUGCACAGCUGCAAACUGAUAAGAGUAGAACGAAGGAAGUAGAAUUCUGAAUCAGAUUAUUGGUUCAGGAAGAUGGCUCGUAAUGAAGAGAAGGCUCAAUCCAUGCUCAAUCGCUACAUUACCCUCAAAGCUGAGGAGAAGAAGAAGCCGAAGGAGCGCCGUCCUUACCUCGCCUCCGAGUGCCGCGACCUCGCUGAGGCCGACAAAUGGCGCCAGCAGAUCAUGCGAGAGAUUGGACGCAAGGUCGCUGAGAUUCAGAACGAGGGUCUCGGCGAGCACCGGCUCCGCGACCUCAACGAUGAGAUCAACAAGCUCAUCCGAGAAAAGGGUCACUGGGAACGGCGAAUCGUCGAGCUUGGUGGCCCUAAUUAUGCCAAACACUCUGCGAAGAUGACGGAUUUGGAGGGCAAUAUCGUAGAUGUUCCUAAUCCUGGUGGGCGUGGCCCUGGGUAUAGGUAUUUUGGUGCUGCAAAGAAAUUGCCUGGGGUCAGGGAGUUGUUCGAGAAGCCGCCUGAGCUCAGGAAGAGGCGAACUCGGUAUGAUAUUUACAAGAGGAUUGACGCGAGCUAUUAUGGGUAUAGGGACGAUGAAGAUGGAAUUUUGGAGAGGCUUGAGGGCCCAGCAGAGGAGAAGAUGAGGAGGGAAGCGGUGGAGGAAUGGAAUAGAUUGGAAGAAAUUAGAAGGGAGGCUAGGAAGAGUGUGAAGAGCGGGGAGGUGGUAACUUUGAGUGCUACUGCAGCUGCUAGGGAGCUCUUGCAUGAAGAGGAAGAAGAUGUGGUGGAGGAAGAGAGAAAGAAGGAAAGGGAGAUGAGGGAGAAAUUGGAGGAAAACGAGAGGCAGUUUGUGGUGCAUGUGCCUUUGCCCGAUGAAAAGGAGAUUGAGAGGAUGGUACUGGAGAAGAAAAAGAUGGAGCUCUUGAAUAAGUAUGUUAGCGAAGGUCUCAUAGAGGAGCAGAAUGAGGUGAAGUCCAUGCUUAACAUUCAAAAGUAGAUUGCCGUGUGUCCAUGGAAUUAGAGCGGCAUCAGUUUUUGAUUGGUAAUUUUUAGCUUCUCCCUUUACUUAAACAUUAGAAUUAGAACUGUAUCAAGAUCCUAAACACCGAGAAGAAUAUUUUGCCACUUGCCUCCUUGUAGUGGAUGCUUUAUUCAUUCAGAAUAGGGAGAUAAACCAUGUUGACAAGUUUCUUUUUUCUAGCUCUGAGCAGUGCGGUUUUAUGGUGUAAUUUUCAUGUUCAUUCCAUUUUCUUGUGUAAUUAAUUGAUAUAUACUGUUGUGGUUUACUUUAUACUUUGCGUUGGUCAUUUACUACCUUACUUAAAAUUUA